Molecule: messenger RNA, 1197 nt
Organism: Nymphaea colorata (pocket water lily)
Lineage: Eukaryota; Viridiplantae; Streptophyta; Magnoliopsida; Nymphaeales; Nymphaeaceae
Exons: 4
Coding region: 1-1197 (398 amino acids)
Source: RefSeq, a predicted model, not a curated record
AUGGAAGAUCAAGGCAUCUGGGAGGCAGUCGAGCCAGCGGCCGGUGUGGUAGUCGACAUGAGGAAGGACAAAAAGGUGGCGAAGAAGGCGACGGCAAAGGAGGUCUGGGACUGCCUCAAGACAAGAUUCAUCGAGGCCUAUCGCGUGAGGAAUGCGCUCCUGCAGACGUUAAAGAGCGACUUUGACGCCAUGCGAAUGCAAGAAGGAGAGACGUUGGAUCACCAUGCAGGCAGGCUCAUCAGGAUGUCCGUCAAGUAUGCCAACUUGCGGGGAACCUUGAGUGACGCCGCCCUGGUGAAGAAGUUGUUUGGCACCGUCCCAAACCGAUUUCUUAGCGCAAUCGUCGGCAUAGAGCAGUUUUGCGACCUCGACACUAUGUUGUUUGAAGAGGCCGUGGGACGACUCAAGACCUACGAAGAACGCUCGCGUCCCCGAGCAUUUGGUACCAAUGGCAACGAUGAUGCUCAACUACUUCUCACUCAGGCCGAGUGGGAGGCACGGCAGAAGAGAAGCAGCGCCAACCCCUCAUUGACCAGAAAAGGAGAGGGCUCCAGGGAAUGGAGGGGAUCGGAGCCGGGGUGGACGCGGACACGGCAAAGGGCGCGGGAGAGGCAUUACGCGAAUCGAUGCAAGGCUUCCAAGAAGAAGGAGGAGGCGCAACUCACACAAGCUGAUGACACCGAGCGAGCUCUGCUGCUUGUAGAGUUGGAAGAAGUGGUGUCCGCAGCACUUGAGCGACAAGAAUGGCAGGAACGGCAGGAUGUCGUCCUACUGAAUGAAAAGCAGGUGUGGCCCGAACUGCACGGGACCGAGCACGGUAACGAAAUUAUUGACAUCUUUUAUCUGGAUAAUGGCGCCAGCAACCACAUGACCGAAGACAAUGUCAAGUUUCGUGAGUUGGACGAGGCAAUCACCAGCAAGGUGAGGUUCAACGACGGCUCAUCAGUGCAGAUCAUUGCAUAUUAUAUCUCAAGCCUUCGCAUCAACAUCGUGAGUCUUGGGCAACUCACUGAGGCAAGCGACAAGGUGUUUAUGGAUAAAGAUGAACUGGAGGUGUUCGUCAAAAAUCCAUGGCAGUUGAUCAUGAAGGUGAGCCGCACACCAAAUCGUCUUUACCGCAUCAAGCUGCAGAUUGUUAGGCCAGUGUGCCUCUUGGCAAACCUCGAUGAUCCGGCAUGGUUGUCGCACGCUCGUUAA